This is a messenger RNA of Ornithorhynchus anatinus (platypus), 2506 nucleotides long. It is a transcript of the gene C16H10orf88, whose product is annotated as chromosome 16 C10orf88 homolog. The record is from RefSeq and is a predicted model, not a curated record. Lineage: Eukaryota; Metazoa; Chordata; Mammalia; Monotremata; Ornithorhynchidae. The transcript has 6 exons. The annotation marks the transcript as partial.
GAGAAGGGCCGGGGCCCGGCCGCGCCAGGCGAGGGGCUCGUGACCCUGAGGAGGAAGGCCGACGGCGGCGAGGAAGGUCCCUGCUUCCUCUACCUGCAGUGCGAUCCUCGCGGUUAUGAAGAAAUCGUUUCACUCUGGAUUGUAAGCGAAGCCAGAAAUAUGGAAGUGUACGCUGGAGAGGAGUACCGUGGUACCAGUCGAGGGGAAAGUGUUUGUACCGUCCCGGAUGACAGUGGAAAUGGCGUGAUCACUCUGUAUAAGAAACAUCUAAAAUUGGAGGACCCCACCGACGCUUGUAAAAUUAAGCUGCUCUCCUUUGGUGAAAAGCAAAGCGUGUCCAUCAGUAAAAUUCAAGUCCAACUAAGGAGGGUGUCUGCAGAUUCUUCAACGAGCUCACCUACUCUAGGAUCAAGAAUUGACCUCGAUAGAGUUCAAGCUAUGAUGGAAUCCAUGGGAUCAAAGCUAUCUCCUGGGGCUCAACAACUGAUGAAUAUGAUUCGGUUUCAGCAGCGGAAUUGUGUGCCUUUUGGAGAACAACUUCCGUCUGUCCUGGGAAAGAAAGAACCGGAUCCCUUCGGAGACCCAGAAAUGAGAGAUGGACUCCAACGUCGGUCAUCUCCGAUGGGAGAUUCAGAUAAGAUGUCUGUUAGACACUCUCCUUUUAAAUCGAGUCUGACCCCUGGAGCAGUCACUGAAGCCUUUAAAACUUACUUUGAAAGGCACCCACAACAGUUUGCUGGAGACUGCACCGAAGGCCCUGAAAUUCUACCACCAAACAGUGUUUGCCCCCAAAAUGACAUUAAAGUUGUAUCUGCUUUGUUGCAAAAGAAGGCAAAUGCAAAUCUUCCUUGUUUGGAGUUACUUCCUUUUUUCCAAAAUUUAUGUAGCCAGGUAAACCAUCUUCGGCGAGGAGACAAGACUAAGCCUCAGGAGAAUUGUCCCAAGCCUAGUAAAGAAGGCUCUGUGAACACUGGAGAUGAACAGCAGCCUGUUUGCUCCUACUUGGAAAAGAUCAUUUCUAAAAAUAUGGAACUGAUGGAGAAGAAAUUAAUGGACUACAUCGAUCAACGUUUGUACAGACUUCAGGAACACAUAGAUGAGAAAGUUAUCCUCCUGAUGGAUCGGCUUCAAAAUCCUAGCUUCACGGCCACCAGACUGACACAAGGAGAUUAUGAUUCCGGAGAGAGACUCUCGAAUGGAGAUAGAUAACCGAUUGUCAUAUCUAAUGUCUGAUGCAUGAAAAUCAAAACCCUAACAAAACAGCUUUUGGAAGGCAAGUAUUUAGUUCCGUGCCUCUGGAGGCAUUUUCUCGUUAAACAAACAAAAACCUCAGCGUUCGUUAUUUUUAUUGCACUUGUUCCCGUAAUUCUGCCCAGGAUUGCACACUACAAAUUAACAAGUAAUGUCAUAAAAUAUUUUUGAAUGUGAUAUUUUUCACUCUUAUAAAAUCUUUAUAUGCGUUUCUGUGGCCCGGUGAUGUAGGAAAGUAUUAAAGCCACUUUUAAGAUUCCAACGAAAACAAUUUGAACCAAUGUACGUGUGCUUCGAAGAGAGCUGUGUCCUUUUUUAUUUAUGUAAAGGUAUUAGCCGUUUUGCAGUUUCUCGGUUUUGGGAAAUAGUGCUUUCAAAAGGAAUCUGAUUUUCCUUUUGCCUUUAUCGAUUUUUUUCUCUGAUGGAGGUUAUCGGAGAAUUGGAUAAUCUUAAAAUUCCCGAUCAUUUAUUUCAAGACCAGGACUUUAAAUGUGGUGUGGGUCGACUGGGGCUCUGAAUUUGUGAGUGAUGGGGUCGGGGCCCAGUGGAGAUGAAUAGUCGGGUCGGGUCAACAGUCGAGAGUAGGGCAGUGAAACAUCAAAAUCUGACCCCAUCCUUGGAGAUAUUAUCAGCGGUCGACGUGGGCCGCCCGGGAUAGGCUCGGCGCCUUUCUCCCGAUAGGGAAAAGAGCCCUGGCUUGCCCCUGUUCAGUCCUCGUAAAUGUGAUGAGGUCUGAGCCAAGAGAAUGACAGGAGGGGAUGACUGUCUGCCCAAGUAGGCCCCAGCGAAGACUAAAACGCAGAAGUCUUGUUGAGGGGUUGGCGGAGUUCCCAGCCAGUGGGAACGGCUUCCUGGGCCUUCUCCGUAGACUGCAGCAUUUCCAGAAUGAAAUGUUAGGUGGAUCUUUAAGAUAUAUGUUUCAUCCAUUCUGGAAGUUGUUUCGGGGGACUGGGAAUUAUCUCCCCACUUCUGGUCGACCAUCCCGUAAAAUGUCCCUCUGGGUUUCAAUGACGCAGCGGUUGAAUUCACGGAAUGUUUUAUUGGAGUUAAUUAAAGGGAGGCUUUACCUCUGUUAAUAUUCCUUCUGUCCUGCAUGCUGUUCAUCUUUGGUAAAGGUAACUUUCCCACCCCCUGUUUUUGUGGGGUUUUUUUGAAAUUAGUUCCUUGAGGAUUACGUGGCUGGAUGUGUUUAUUUAAAUGGUGGAUUCGUUUCCAGCGUGUUCUGUAUUAAAAUGGAAAUGUUCAGUGCCACUGA